Molecule: messenger RNA, 3621 nt
Organism: Acanthoscelides obtectus
Lineage: Eukaryota; Metazoa; Arthropoda; Insecta; Coleoptera; Chrysomelidae
Source: the annotation of a GenBank genome assembly
AUGAUCGAUCCAGCUAUGGAUUCCGAUUCCACAAGUGAAACUGCACAGCAGUUACGGCAGCUGCUCAUCAAGCGAAGACAAAUAAAGGGUUCACUAACGCGUUUUAUAACGUAUCUAGAAAACUUUGAUAAAAGCGAAAUAAUUCAAUUAGAGGCGCGUUUAGAGCAAGCCACGGGAUUGUUAGACAAUUUCAAUACAGUACAAGAUGAAAUAGAGAUUCUCAGUGAAACUGAGUUAAGUUCAAGCGAGCCUGUGACACAGUGGAGUACUUUGCUAAUUUAUUUGAUCACAAAAAAACUCGAUCCUUCAUCGGAAAAGUCGUGGGAGGAGCACGUAAUCUCACGUCAAAUUGAAUCGCCUGGUAUAGAUGAUUUAAUCAAAUUUUUAAAUGCUCGGUGUCAAUUGCUUGAGGCCAUAUCGCGUGAAAAAUCUGAUAAAUCCACAGGCAGAGCACAGAAUACAUCGGUUAACCACAAGAAACCUGUAAGCUUGAAUAGAACAUUUUCGGGCGCAGCAAUCGAAGCAUCAUGUGUGUAUUGUAACGGUCAGCACGCGAUUUACUUGUGCGAUAAAUUCAAAGCAUUACCAGCCGCAUCUUUGCGCCAAGAAAUUCAAAAAUUAAAAUUAUGUUGGAACUGCCUCCGACAAGGCCACCAGAAGGGUGAAUGCCGUUCACGGGGGUGUAAGCGAUGUGGCGCCAGACACAACACGCUGUUGCAUGAAUCAUCUCAUCACAAUGCGGUCCCUGCAUCGACGUCGUCUGCUACAGGGUCGGCACUGCUCGCGAGUUCUGAAUCAGCGGCUACCAGUGGCGUAGCAAUCGCUAAGGGUUCGAGUAGCGCAGUACAAAAAAAUGAUGAUCAGUCGACAGGGUUGCUUGCGGGUAGCUGUGUGGACCUCAAAAACAGAGUUUUAUUAUCCACGGCGAUAAUUUUACUCAAAGAUGCGGAAGGGCGAUGGCACGAAUGUCGCGCUUUACUUGAUAGCGGAUCGCAACCGAACUUCAUCACGAAACGCACGGUGGAAUUGUUGAAAUUAAAGCCUAUGAAUAGUAGAAUACCGGUAUUAGGUGUAGGCAGUUCUGUUCCAAAGGCAUGUCAAGUGGUAUCUACAGAGAUAAGGUCUACCUGCACGACGUUUUCUACAAAGCAAACGUUGUUAGUGUUGGAAAAAAUAACCGAGAAUCAGCCGAGCGUAUCUUUCGCCCCAGAAAACUUGCGUAUACCGUCCAGCGUACAGUUGGCGGACCCACGUUACCAUAAAUCGUCAGAAAUCAAUGUUCUCUUGGGAGCAGGAUUGUACUUAGAACUAUUGUGUUCUGGUCAGAUCCAAUUAGGGCCAGGACUACCCGUUUUGCAUAACACGGUAUUAGGCUGGAUUAUAUCGGGGAAACUUGAGCAGGAACAAUCCGAUAGUACGGUAGUGUGCAAUCUCGCCGUUAGCACGAGACUUGAAAGCCAGAUCGAAAAAUUUUGGCUCGUAGAAGAAGUCUCUAGACACAAAACAGAAAUACCCGAGCACGAUGAAUGCGAGACUUUAUUCAGAAAAACAACGCGACGCGACGAACGCGGACAUUUUGUUGUCACCUUACCAAUAAAAAACAAUCGAAUUGUAUGGCGUGAAAACACAAGUGAAGACAUAGCUCAUUAUAAGUUAAAUACAAUCACGUACGGCACGGCAUCGGCAUCUUUUCUCGCAGUUCGCUGUUUACAACAAGUUGGUCAAGAUAAUCUCGAAAAGUAUCCUAAGACUAGUAAAGUUAUCCUAAAUGACUUUUACGUCGAUGACCUGAUCAGUGGAUCAGACUCGGUAGAUGACGCAAAGCAGUUAAAAAAUGAAUUAGCCGCUAUACUUGACUCGUAUGGGUUCCCGUUGAGGAAAUGGUUGUCAAACCGCGUCGAGACGUUAGAGCAAACAGUUAACAACGAAUCUAAUACGUUUCAGCUGAAUAACGAUGAGACGCGCAAAACAUUGGGUGUAUUUUGGAAUGCCCAAUCUGAUGUAUUCAAAUAUACAGUCGAAAUAGAUCAGUUCGUACUAAAGCGUAUCACGAAACGAGGUAUGUUAUCCGCCAUCUCGAAGAUAUUCGACCCGUUAGGGAUACUCAGCCCAGUGACCGUAACCGUGAAGUUGAUGAUACAAGAGCUUUGGCAGUUAAAAGCGGGAUGGGAUGACAUAGUCACUCCUAAGGUUUCAAAAGGUUGGACUAAGUUCAUAAGUGAGUUAUCGUCUAUACAAGAAAUCGAAACACCCCGACAAAUUAUUAUGACAAACGCAACUCGAAUCGAGAUUCACGCAUUUUGCGACUCAUCACAGCGGGCAUACGGCGCGAAUCUUUAUGUAAAAAGUACCGGACCACAAGGUUCAACCGUAAAUUUGCUGUGUUCAAGAUCUCGGGUUGCACCGUUAAAGGCUAUAAGUCUGCCACGGCUCGAGUUAUGUGGAGCACUCCUAAUGGUACGGUUGGUUAGUAGAGUCAUGCAAACUAUUGAUACGCACAUUAAUCAGAUUUUCUACUGGACAGACAGCACAAUAGUCCUGUCCUGGAUCUCGGCUCCACCUAUCAAGUGGAAACAGUUCGUAGCGAACCGUGUCACAGAAAUACAGAAUGUAAGUAAUAUAACCCAGUGGAAUCAUAUCUCGUCUCAGGAUAAUCCUGCAGACAUCGUGUCGCGAGGUCUCAGGGCCCCCGAACUCGCUACAUGUGAGCUCUGGUGGCAUGGGCCAUCAUGGUUAGCUGAGGACGAGCAGUCCUGGCCAAGACCUAGUUUUAAAACUGCAUCCAAUAUUGAAAAUAGUGUUUUGGAGGCACGAAAAUGGUCCAAGGAGUACCUUCAACUAUUGCAAGUUCGGACCAAAUGGCUCAAGGCGGAUACGCAAGAAAUUCAUGAGGGAAAGCUAGUUUUACUUCUCGACGACAACCUGCCUCCCAUGCUAUGGAAACUGGGACGCAUCACCAAACUACACCAUGGACAAGAUGGAGUUGCCCGCACUGUAACCGUGCGCACUGUCAAUGGAGAAACCACGAGAGCUGUGCAGAGAGUAGCCCUUCUACCAGUUGAAGAUUUUCCUAAGAACAGUGUUGAAAGCCCUGCUCAUCAGGAUCUUUCAAGGCCGCCGGAUGAAGAAGAAAUCUUUACAGUUUCUCCAAAUAUAAGAAAAUACUUAGAAGUGAUAAUGGCAAGGCAGAAAACAGACAUCUUGUAUGUCAAUAAUAAACUAGGGCUGGUUGAUAUACGAAGAGGCAUUUUCCAAGCUACUGCAGCCAGGCACAGUACUGUGACCAGGAAGCAAAGCGCUGCUACGAACCACUGGAACCGGCAAACGGUACCCAGCGAGUCCCUUAAGCCAGCCAAGAUCACCACUGCGGAAGCAGGUACAACCAAACCGGAUACCAGCAAGUCUGCCAGGGCUACCAUCACCAAAAAAGUGUUCCCUGAAAGCAUCACUUGAUUAGAUUUGUGUUACUAGCCAAUUAAAAGAAAGCUGCACCACUCUGUACUUGCUUACUUGCUCUGCGACAUCCACUCAAGGACAUUUAGGUAUCUAUAGUCAACGCCAAACAAAGUGGCGUGCACGUCAUCACGAUAAAAAUUCCCCGACCUAAUGCCUAGGUUUCUA